AUGGUCCGCCUGUCCCUUGCCUCCGUAGUCGCCGGCGCCGCUGCCGCCGCCCAGGCCCUCGCCUCCGGAAACUGCACCGGCGUCAACGCAAUCAGCACAAAGUGUGUCUCCAAGGAAACCCCUCACACGCGCGACUUCUUUUAUGUUGGUGGCCGUUACAUCGAGAAGGCGUCAGGCAAUGUUACCGUCGAUCAGCUCUAUGUCGAGAAGCUCGUCCCCCUGGCUUCCGGUCGCAAUCGCCGUCGUGGCGUUGCCGCAGCGAAGCCCAUUGUCUUCUUCCACGGCGGCGGCACUACGGGCGUUACCUGGCUCAACACGCCCGACAACCGCCCCGGCUGGGCUUCAUACUUCUUGCAGCAGGGUCACACAGUCUAUCUCGUCGACACGACUGCCAUCGGGCGGUCUGCGGAGAACGACCUUGAUAACUUCCCCAUGCUCGCCGGUACUGCUGCCGAGGGCAUCGAGAAGGGAUUCACGGCGGUAAAGGUGUACAACACUUAUCCCCAGAGCAAGCUGCACACACAGUGGCCCGGUACCGGUCGGAAGGGUGAUCCGACGUUUGAGCAGUUCAAGAAGGCCAUUAUCCCAUUGACCGUGAACUGGGUCCCUCAGGAAAACGCUCUCCGCGCGUCCGGAUGCGAGUUGCUGUCGCUGCUAGGCGAGAAGGCGUACCUGGUAUCUCACUCUAUCGGCGCCCGCGGUCCGAUUCUAUUGUCCAACGACUGCCCGCAAUACAUCGCCGCCAACAUCAACCUCGAGGGCACGACGAUCCCCUUCUGGAGCUACGGGUAUGACCUCGGUGGCACGCCCGCGAAUCCGUGGGGCUUGGCCAACACUCCCCUCGACUAUGACCCCCCCGUCGCCAGUGCUGAUGAACUCGAGACUGUGGUUGUUGGCAACGAGACGCUUGCUCUCCGCAGCUGCCACAUGCAAAAGGAGCCUGCGAGGAAGUUGCCCAAGAUUGCGAGUGUGCCGUUCCUGAUGGUCACUGGUGAGGCGAGCGUGCACAUCACCUACGACCACUGCCUUGUGAACUAUCUUAAGCAAGUGGGUGGGCAGCCGGAGUGGAUCAAGCUGGGUGAGAUUGGGAUCCAUGGAAACGGACACUUUUUGCAUCUUGAAAAGAACAGCUUGGAGAUUGCAGAGGUUGUGAAUGAUUGGAUCGUGGAGCAGGAGAGCAAGUAA
Colletotrichum truncatum is the source of this 1185-nucleotide messenger RNA. RefSeq lists its product as uncharacterized. The record is from RefSeq and is a predicted model, not a curated record. NCBI's taxonomy places the organism in Eukaryota, Fungi, Ascomycota, Sordariomycetes, Glomerellales, Glomerellaceae.